UAAGUGAGAAAAAAUACAUAUUAAAACAUUUUUGCUGUGGCAACAGAGACGAAAUAGCUAAUCAAGUGUGAAAAUUGAAAACGAAAGAAUAAAUUAACUAUCGAAAGCUAUGACGACGGACAUUUCAAUUGUUCGAUGGGAUCCUAGUCAGGGUCCUGGCAACGAAUACAUCGACGAAUAUGAAUACGAUGGUGGUAACUCUAGUUCACGGCUUUUUGAACGUUCCCGUAUCAAGGCCUUGGCCGAGGAACGUGAAAGUGUACAAAAGAAAACCUUCACCAAAUGGGUAAACUCGCAUCUGUGCCGUGUCAACUGUCGAAUAUCCGAUUUGUAUGUCGAUAUGCGAGAUGGAAAACAUUUAAUAAAGUUAUUGGAAGUAUUGUCCGGCGAAAGACUGCCUAAACCCACAAAGGGUAAGAUGAGAAUUCACUGUUUAGAGAAUGUGGACAAAGCAUUGCAGUUUUUGCGUGAGCAGCGUGUGCAUUUGGAGAAUAUUGGUUCCCAUGAUAUUGUUGAUGGCAAUGCAUCAUUAAAUUUAGGUUUAAUAUGGACCAUUAUUUUGAGAUUCCAAAUCCAAGAUAUAACAAUCGAAGAAGUAGACAAUAAGGAAACUAAGUCAGCCAAGGAUGCUUUGCUAUUGUGGUGUCAAAUGAAAACCGCUGGCUACCACAAUGUUAAUGUACGUAACUUCACAACAUCGUGGCGUGAUGGUCUUGCCUUCAACGCCAUUAUCCAUAAACACCGUCCUGAUUUGGUGCAAUUCGAAAAACUUUCGAAAGCAAAUCCAAUUCACAACUUGAACAACGCCUUUGAUGUGGCCGAAGACAAACUUGGCUUGGCCAAACUCUUGGAUGCCGAGGAUGUUUGUGUCGAGCAUCCCGAUGAGAAAUCAAUCAUUACUUAUGUUGUAACCUACUAUCACUACUUCAGCAAACUGAAGCAAGAAACUGUCCAGGGCAAACGUAUUGGCAAGGUGGUCGGUAUUGCCAUGGAAAAUGACAAAAUGAUUAACGACUAUGAACAUUUCACCAGCGAUUUGCUGAAAUGGAUUGAAACAACUAUCCAGGCUUUGGGAGAGCGUGUAUUCGAAAACUCUCUGGUGGGUGUGCAGGGCCAGUUGGCACAAUUUUCCAAUUACCGCACCAUUGAAAAACCACCAAAGUUUGUGGAAAAGGGAAAUUUGGAAGUGCUUUUGUUUACGCUUCAAUCCAAAAUGAGGGCUAACAACCAAAAGCCAUACACUCCCAAGGAGGGAAAAAUGAUUUCAGAUAUCAACAAAGCCUGGGAGCGCCUUGAAAAGGCUGAACACGAACGUGAACUGGCUCUGCGCGAGGAAUUGAUUCGCCAAGAGAAGUUGGAGCAGCUGGCUGCACGUUUCGAUCGCAAGGCAUCAAUGCGUGAAACUUGGCUCUCGGAAAAUCAACGCCUGGUUAGUCAGGAUAACUUCGGUUUUGAUCUGGCCGCCGUUGAAGCUGCUGCCAAGAAACACGAAGCCAUCGAAACUGAUAUCUUUGCCUACGAAGAACGCGUUCAAGCUGUUGUGGCCGUAUGUGAUGAAUUGGAAUCGGAGCGCUAUCACGAUGUCAAGCGGAUUUUGUUGCGCAAAGAGAAUGUUAUGCGUUUGUGGAACUAUUUGCUUGAACUCCUGCGUGCGCGUCGUAUGCGUCUGGAAAUAUCUCUGCAACUGCAACAGAACUUCCAAGAAAUGCUAUACAUUCUGGACAAUAUGGAGGAAAUUAAACAAUUGUUGUUGACUGACGACUAUGGCAAGCAUUUGAUGGGUGUUGAAGAUCUUUUGCAGAAACAUUCAUUGGUUGAGGCCGACAUCAAUAUUUUGGGCGAACGCGUGAAAGUUGUAGUACAAAAUUCACAGAAAUUCCUAAGCGACGAUCCAGAGUCUUACAAGCCAUGUGAUCCUGAGAUUAUCGUCAGCCGUGUGCAACAAUUGGAAGAUGCCUAUGCUGAAUUGGUGCGCUUGGCUGUUGAACGCCGAAGCCGUUUGGAAGAAAGUCGCAAAUUGUGGCAAUUCUAUUGGGACACCGCCGAUGAGGAGAAUUGGAUCAAAGAGAAGGAACAAAUUGUUUCCACUGAUGACAUUGGUCAUGACUUGACAACUGUAAACUUGUUGCUUAGCAAACAUAAGGCAUUGGAAUCUGAGAUAUCAUCUCACGAUCCCCAACUACAAAAUGUUGCUAAAGUUGGUGCCGAGCUCAUUACUGAGGGACACUUUGGUGCUGACCGAAUUAAGGAUCGUCUAAAGGAAAUUCUUUCUAAAUGGGAUCAUCUUCUCGAUCUUACCAAAUACCGACGUCAACGCCUAGAAAAUGCUGUUGAGUACUUCCAAUUGUUUGCUGAUGCUGAUGAUGUCGAUAACUGGAUGUUGGACACUUUGCGCAUAGUAUCCAGUGAAGACGUCGGCCGCGACGAGGCGAAUGUUCAGUCUCUUCUCAAGAAGCACAAAGACGUUGCCGACGAGCUUAAGAACUAUGCCGAGGUCAUCGAUGCUUUGCACAAGCAAGCAGAGAAUUUGAAAUUGAACGAUACGGAGAAGGCCAACGUCGACAAGCGUUUGGAAGCCAUUGAUACCCGUUAUAAGGAACUCACAGAGUUGGGCAAAUUGCGCAAGCAGCGCUUGCUUGACGCAUUAAGUCUGUACAAACUUAUGUCCGAAGCCGAUGGCGUUGAACAAUGGAUCAAGGAGAAGACUAAGAUGCUUGACACCAUGACACCCGGAAAGGACAUUGAAGAUGUCGAAAUCAUGAAGCAUCGUUUCGAAGGAUUCGAUAAAGAAAUGAAUGCGAAUGCUUCUCGUGUGGCUGUUGUCAACCAGUUGGCCAGACAAUUGUUGCAUGUUGAACACCCCAACUCAGAUGAAAUUCUGGAACGUCAAAAUCGUCUCAAUGUGGAGUGGUCCAACCUCCGCGAAAAGGCCGAAUCUAAAAUGGAUGAGCUUAAAUCUGCUCAUGGUGUGCAAACGUUCUACAUCGAGUGCCGAGAAACAAUUUCCUGGAUUGAGGAUAAGAAACGUAUCCUUACUGAAACUGAUAGUUUGGAGAUGGAUCUUACCGGUGUAAUGACACUGCAGCGACGUUUAAGCGGCAUGGAACGCGAUUUGGCCGCCAUUCAAGCCAAACUUUCCAGCUUGGGCAAAGAAGCCGAUAGCAUUGAAAGCGAUCACCCAGAAGAGGCUCAAAUUAUACGCGACCGCAUUGCUCAGAUCGAACUUAUCUGGGAGCAAUUGACUCAGAUGCUGAAGGAACGCGAUUCCAAAUUGGAGGAAGCUGGUGAUUUGCACAGGUUCUUGAGAGACUUGGAUCACUUCCAGACCUGGUUGACCAAAACACAAACCGAUGUGGCUUCCGAAGAUACACCAACCUCGCUGCCAGAAGCCGAACAACUGCUUAAUCAACAUCAAUCAAUCCGAGAAGAAAUCGAUAAUUACACCGAAGAUUAUAAGAACAUGAUGGAGUAUGGUGAACGCCUGACAUCCGAAUCGAAUACUUCCGACGACCCUCAAUACAUGUUCUUGCGUGAACGUUUGAAGGCUCUGAAGGAUGGUUGGGAAGAAUUGCACCAAAUGUGGGAGAACCGUCAAGUCUUGCUCUCUCAAAGCCUUGAUCAACAAUUAUUCAAUCGCGAUGCGCGUCAAACUGAAGUUUUGCUUAGCCAACAAGAGCACUUCCUUAGCAAGGAUGACACUCCGGUUAAUUUAGAACAAGCCGAGAAUCAACUAAAACGUCAUGAAGCCUUCCUUACCACAAUGGAAGCGAACGAUGAUAAACUCAAUACUCUGUUGCAAGUUGCAGAUACCCUUGUCGAGAAGGAGCACUUUGACGCCGACAAGAUUGGAAAGCGAGCAGAAAACAUUGCCAGUCGUCGUGAUGAUAAUCGUCGUAGAGCCCUGGAGCAGCACGAGAAGUUGAAGAAUCAAGUUAAACUUCAUGAAUUCCUUCAAGAUUUGGAUGAGCUAUCCGAAUGGGUGCAAGAAAAGUAUGCCACUUCUCAGGAUGAAACCUACCGAAGUGCUAAAACCAUUCAUUCCAAAUGGACUAGGCAUCAAGCUUUUGAAGCUGAAAUCGCCGCAAACAAAGAACGCCUCUACGAGGCAGAGAAGGCCGCAGAAGAACUUUCCAAGGAAAAGCCCGAAUUCAAGGAUGUCAUUCAACCUAAACUGAAGGAACUGGGCAAGCAGUUCGAAGACCUGGAAACACACACCAAAGAGAAGGGUGCUCUGCUAUUCGACGCUAACCGCGAAGUCCUCGUGCAGCAAACUUGCGAUGACAUUGAUUCCUACAUCACCGAGUUAGAGAAACAAAUUGUUACCGCGGACACUGGCAAUGAUCUAACAUCCGUCAACAUUUUGAUGCAGAAACAACAGGUCAUACAGACACAGAUGGCCGUCAAGGAACGCCAAGUUGAAGAGAUUGACAAACAAACCGAAUAUUUGAAGAAGACUGUUCCGGAGGAAAAGAUUGAACCAAUUGUAACCAAGAAGAUUGCGGUUCUUGAUCGCUUUGAAAAGAUAAAGGCUCCUCUCAUCGAACGCCAAAAGCAGUUGGAAAAGAAAAAGGAAGCUUUCCAAUUUUGUCGCGAUGUCGAGGAUGAAAAAUUGUGGAUUGAUGAAAAACUGCCUGUUGCCAACUCUUCGGACUACGGCAACUCUCUGUUCAAUGUGCACGUUCUGAAGAAGAAGAACCAAUCAUUGGCCACCGAAAUCGAUAACCACGAACCACGUAUUAAUGCCAUAUGCAACAAUGGCCGUAAACUUAUUGACGAGGGCCACGAGGAUGCUAAGAAAUUCGAGGCUUUAAUUAGCGACUUGACGCAGAAAUGGCAAGAACUGAAGGACGCCGUUGACAACCGCAAGAAAAAUCUCUUGGAGUCCGAAAAAAUACAACAAUACUUCUUCGACGCUCAAGAAGCUGAGUCGUGGAUGAGCGAACAAGAACUAUACAUGAUGGUCGAGGAUCGUGGCAAGGAUGAAGUGAGUGCCCAGAACCUAAUGAAGAAACACGAGAAUCUGGAACAGUCUAUUGAAGACUACGCCAACACCAUUCGUCAAUUGGGUGAGGUGGCAUGCCAGUUCAACACUGACGAUGUGUCCAGCGGUGAUGCUGUAGCUGUUAAACAGUCACAAUUGGACAAAUUAUAUGCCGGUCUGAAGGAUUUGGCGGGCGAACGACGUGCCCGUUUAAAUGAAGCCCUGCAAUUGUUCAUGCUUAACCGCGAAGUGGACGAUUUGGAGCAAUGGAUCGCCGAUCGCGAAGUUGUCGCCGGUUCGCAAGAGUUGGGCCAGGACUAUGACCAUGUGACUUUGUUGUCCGAACGCUUCAGUGAGUUUGCCCGCGAUACUGAAUCCGUUGGUGGCGAACGUGUAGCAAAGGUUAACAGUAUUGCCGACAAUCUGAUUCAAGCCGGCCACUCAGAUUCAGCCACAAUUGCCGAAUGGAAAGACAAUCUGAAUGAAUCCUGGCAAGACCUAUUGGAAUUAAUUGAAACGCGCACACAAAUGCUUGCCGCUUCCCGCGAAUUGCACAAAUUCUUCCAUGACUGCAAAGACGUUCUUAGCCGCAUUAUUGAAAAGCAACAUGGCGUAUCUGACGAAUUGGGUCGCGAUGCUGGUUCAGUCUCCGCUUUGCAACGUAAGCACUAUAACUUCAUGCAAGAUCUAACCACCCUCUACGCGCAAGUACAACAAAUCCAAGAAGAGUCUGCCAAAUUGCAAGAUUCCUAUGCCGGUGACAAGGCUAAAGAGAUCACGAAUCGCGAACAAGAGGUCCUGCAUGCGUGGGCGAACCUGCAAGCUAUGUGCGAUGCACGAAAACAAAAGCUGGCCGAUACUGGUGACUUGUUCCGCUUCUUUAAUAUGGUACGCAUUCUAAUGAUCUGGAUGGAAGAUUUGGUGCGACAAAUGAACACAUCGGAGAAGGCUCGCGAUGUCUCUGGCGUUGAGCUGCUUAUGAACAAUCACCAAAGCCUAAAGGCUGAAAUAGAUACACGCGAAGACAACUUUUCGGCUUGCAUAUCCUUGGGCAAAGAGCUCUUGACGCGCAGUCAUUAUGCAUCUGCCGACAUUAAAGACAGACUCCUACAAUUGAACAACAGUCGAAACUCAUUGCUUCGAAGAUGGGAGGAACGUUGGGAAAACUUACAACUAAUUCUGGAAGUAUAUCAAUUCGCUAGAGAUGCUGCCGUUGCCGAAGCUUGGCUUAUAGCUCAAGAACCAUACCUAUUGUCAUCAGAAUUGGGUCAUACCAUUGAUGAAGUGGAAAAUCUUAUUAAAAAACACGAAGCUUUUGAAAAAUCUGCUGCUGCCCAAGAAGAGCGUUUCAGUGCACUUGAGCGUUUAACAACCUUUGAGCUUAAAGAAAUGAAGAAACGUCAAGAGCAGGCGGAAGAGGCAGAGAGACAACGCAUUAAGGAAGAGAUGGAGGCUAAAGCGGCAGCCGAAGCAGCGGAACAAGCGAAACGAGAAGCUGAGAGACGCGAUGUUGUCGAUGUGGCAGCAUCCGAGGAAGCAGCCGCUGUGGUCGAUACUGCCGCUGAAGUUGAGCGUACGGCUGAGACACAAACAGAACGGGCGACAGCUGCCGCAGGUGAAGCUCAUGAAGGCUAUUUAACGAGAAAACAUGAAUGGGAGUCUACCACAAAGAAAGCAUCAAACAGAUCUUGGGAUAAGGUAUAUACAGUGGCUCGAAGUGGUCGCAUUUCAUUCUUCAAAGAACAAAAGGGUUAUAAGAGUAAUCCUGAAUUGACUUUCCGCGGAGAACCAGUAUAUGACUUGCAAGGGGCAUCUGUUGAAAUUGCCAGCGACUACACAAAGAAGAAGCAUGUUUUAAGAGUCAAGCUUUCAAACGGCGGUGAGUUCUUACUGCAAGCCCAUGAUGAUAAUGAAAUGUCACAAUGGGUCUCUGCUCUGAAGAAUCAAACUGAUUCGGCAGCUGUUGCAGAAAGUAGAUCCCAGACGUUACCAGCCACAUCGCAAAAGGACGAACCAAAGCGUAGGUCUUUCUUUACUUUGAAGAAGAAGUAAAUUAGGUAGGGCAACAACAAAACACCAUAAACCAACACACACACACACACAUUUACACCGCAACAUUUAUUUAACGCUUAAAUAAAUAUAAAAUUGUAAGGUUUAAUAAUUAAAUUAUAAAUGAUGAAUGAAGAAUAAUAGUUAUUAUUUAUAUAUUGCUUAUAUAAUAUAAAAACCCCGAUAAGUGCACCAUAAAAACAAAACAAAACAAAAUGCUGCUAUUAAAUUUAAUCUUACGUAUAUUGUAUCUUAUUUAUUAUUUAACGAAACAAAAACAACUUAUAAGGAAUCCAAUCAAAAAUAAAAAAACUCAUGUAUGCAUUUGAAUGUAUUCAAUAAAAAUAUAAAUUUAUUCCCUCUAAAUUUUAAUGAAAAUCUUGGUAAAAACCCAAUAUCCUGGACAAACAUGUUGAGAAUAAAGGCGUGCAGAAAAACGAAACAGA
Stomoxys calcitrans (stable fly) is the source of this 7476-nucleotide messenger RNA. RefSeq names its product spectrin beta chain (gene beta-Spec). NCBI's taxonomy places the organism in Eukaryota, Metazoa, Arthropoda, Insecta, Diptera, Muscidae. Gene Ontology annotation, biological process: neuron development; actin cytoskeleton organization. Bases 110 to 7033 code for a protein of 2307 amino acids. The transcript is spliced from 9 exons. Gene Ontology annotation, molecular function: structural constituent of cytoskeleton; actin filament binding; phospholipid binding. The record is from RefSeq and is a predicted model, not a curated record. Gene Ontology annotation, cellular component: spectrin; cell junction; cell projection.